GCUUUUGUCUUCGUACUUUGAGGGAGGCAUGGAAAAAGUGGAUGUUAGAUUAUGAGAAGUCAAAAGAAGUUAGAGAAAAAGUUAAAAAGAUAAAAGUAGUCUCAAGUAAAGUUAAUGCAAUUAUAGAGGGAAAUUUAGAGGGAAAUAUGGAGGGAAAUUUAGAGAGAAAUGUAGAGGAAAAUUUAAAGGAAAACAUUGAGGAAAAUUUAGACGGAAAUGUGGAGGGAACUAUAGGGGCAUUUAGGUGA
Dovyalis caffra is the source of this 248-nucleotide messenger RNA. NCBI's taxonomy places the organism in Eukaryota, Viridiplantae, Streptophyta, Magnoliopsida, Malpighiales, Salicaceae. The record is from the annotation of a GenBank genome assembly.